AUGCAGGCUUGGCUUGACUCAGCUUCAAAUGGAGGGUUUCCAUCGAUGGGCCUUCACGUUUCAUCCCUCCUUGAUCGGCUGGACCAUUCGAAAGGUCUCAACUCAAACCCAGCAGAUCUCCAAUUUGAUAAAGUCUCAGAAGCCGAGAGGCGACAAAGCGAUGGGUUAAAUUAUGCCGACUUGGACGAUGACCUGGACGGUGAUGCCUAUGGCAACUAUUAUCCAUCUCUCGAAGGAGAUGGACCAACAUCUCCUUGGCGUCAUAACCUAGAGGCUCUCCUAGAUUGGUUCAAAUAUUCCGAAGAUGAUCAACAUUAUUUAACCUACGGCCACGAGAUUUCGACUGGUCCUGCCCAGAGUCUGCCCGAAAGUAUUGACCAGAAGAGAACCCCGGACUGGCCCACAUCACCGGCCCCUUCUAAUUUUACGCCACUAGAGAAGCACCAAUCCACGAGCACAGUAAACUUGGGCUUCCAGGAGGCGUCACCAGUGAUUGACGAGAGUGAACACGGAUUACCCAUUUUACCAUCACCGCAAAUGCCCAGACCAGAGAAACAGACACCCAUUCAACAAAUGAUCCCAGAAGUCAAACACCAUGAAAUACAAGGAAAUGGAUUGAAGACUCUCUUCUCCGUCCGGGAAUCACACAUCGAUUUCAAGACGUGGGCUUCGAUGAUCCCUGAGGGAGCCCACAGUUGCUCCCACUGUCGACGUUUACUCAUUAAUGCAACGGAGCUGGAGCCAAAAGCUGAACACAAGAGCCACUUCUUUACUCUUUCAGAUGUGAAAGAAGCUGCGGAAUGUCAUUGUACAGUCUUCAAAUGGCUACAGAAUUGUACCCCGAUGUUUAAAUUAAGCAACGGGGAUGGCCGCUACUUUUCCCUCUCGCUCAUUCAUCGUCAACCGGAAAGUCGAGAUAUUUCAUCGAUAAUACUCGAAUCUGGUACCCCAGACAACCUUGGUUCUGAGUAUCAUGGCUCCUUGGGAGUUUUCGUGAGUAGAGAUGUGCCAGCCGCAGACUACAUCAGUGGUAGACCACUGAACAGUGACGUCGCAUCCGAUGAGAAUUUUGAGUUAUCUCGGAAAUGGCUCGGCGAAUGCCACAAGAACCACGCGGAAUGUAGAGGCUCAAACAGGGCUUAUAUGCCGGCGCGAGUGCUCGAAAUUAAAGGCAGCAAGGUCAAGUUGAUUCAAACGCAAGGGGACCAAGCAGGGAGGUACGCUGCUUUGAGUUACUGCUGGGGAGGCAGCCAAGGCUGCAUGUUGACAUCCGAGACCCUACCGACUUUGACUCAGGAUAUUCCAACCCACCAGCUAGCCCUGACAAUACAGGACGCCAUAGAGGCCACCAGGAAGUUGAAGUUGCGCUACCUUUGGGUUGACGCUGUCUGCAUCAUACAAGAUGAUAUCGCAGACCAGAGGAGGGAAAUCCCCAGAAUGUCCGAGAUCUUUGAGGCAGCGUACGUCACAAUUUCGGCUGCAAGUGCUAGAUCUUGCCGACAAGGGUUUUUGGCACCCAGACAUCCCGAGCUUGCUACAAUACCGUACAUUCUCCCGGACGGAGAGUUGGGAGCCCUGAAUCUAUAUCAGGACAUUGACGCAGCGGACGAACCAAUCCAGAGUCGAGCCUGGACUCUGCAAGAGCACGUCAACGCGAGCCGUAUCUUAGAGUUUGGAACUCAGCAACUAAGGAGAACCUGUCGACUGAUGCCACAGAGCUUCGAUCUGAAGGAAUGGAGGAAGCUUGCGCCACCAACCAGCGGGGGGACGGUUGGCAAAGACAUUUCGGACCUAUGGAAGAAGCCGGAAAAUAUUCUUUACCGAUGCUGGCAGCCUUUAGUUAAGAACUACACGCGAAGGCAUCUCCACAAUCCGUCGGACAAGCCACUCGCAAUCUAUGGGAUAGCAAUGGAGUAUAAGAAGAUGUUGCGCUCAGAAUACAAGGCUGGACUAUGGCUCAAUUUCCUCAAACAGGACUUGCUCUGGAAGAGGGAUGAGUCUACUUCUGGAAAGCCACGCCGACUGGACAGCCGUUGUCCCUCAUGGUCAUGGCUGUCUGUUGACUCCGCUGUCAUUGUCUGGGAAGCACCUCGCAACUGGACAUUUGAGACACUCGAGGUUUUGGAGUGUUCUGUUAAUGAACACCUUUGGGAUGACUUAUGGCUCAGCUUUUUGGAGGUGAAAGGCCGCACACGGGAAGCGGUGUGGAUUGUCAAGGAGGGACUCUUGGUGGCCGAUGAACAUAACAAGGACAGGCCAUUUGCUAACGUACUAGCUGACGUGCCAGGAGAAGACCCCAUCCUGAAUGAGGAGAUAUCGGUUGCCUGGUUCUUGUCCGCUCUAACAAACCAGGCCUUGACACCCGAUUUCAGCGUGUGGGUUUGUGGACCAUUCGAGAUACUACAUCUUACGAAGAGAAAGAGGCACAAGGAAAUUGGUUGGAAACUGGAAAGCAAUCGAACUUAUGUCUACUAUAAUUGA
Molecule: messenger RNA, 2481 nt
Organism: Ilyonectria robusta
Lineage: Eukaryota; Fungi; Ascomycota; Sordariomycetes; Hypocreales; Nectriaceae
Product: heterokaryon incompatibility protein-domain-containing protein
Exons: 5
Coding region: 1-2481 (826 amino acids)
Source: RefSeq, a predicted model, not a curated record